AUGUGGCUCUACCUGGCGGCCCUCCUGGGCUUGUUCUACCUUGUGCGCUGGUACCGGGAGAGGCAGGUGGUGAGCCACCUCCCAGACAAGUACGUGUUCAUCACGGGCUGUGACUCAGGCUUUGGGAACCUGCUGGCCAGACAGCUGGACGCGUGAGGCUUGAGGGUACUGGCUGCAUGUCUGAUGGAGAAGGGGGAGCAGCUGAGGGGCCAGACGUCAGACAGGCUGGAGAUGGUGACCCUGGAUGUCACCAAGACAGAGAGCAUCGCUGCAGCUGCCCAGUGGGUGAAGAAGCGUGUGGAGAACAGAGGACUCUGGGGCCUGGUCAAUAAUGCCAGCAUCUCUGUGUCCAUGGGCCCCAAUGAGUGGCUGACCAAAGAGGACUUUGUGACCAUCUUGGAUGUGAACCUGCUGGGGCUGACUCUGGGCUUGCUGCCCUUAGUGAGGAAGGCGAGGGGCCGCGUGGUCAAUGUCUCCAGCAUCAUAGGCCGGGUGUCACUUUGUGGUGGGGGCUAUAGCAUUUCCAGGUAUAGAGUGGAGGCCUUCUCAGACUCCCUCGGGAGGGAGCUCGCCUACUUUGGCGUGAAGGUGGCCAUCACUGAGCCCGGUUGCUUCCAGACGGGCAUGACCAAUAAGGAUAGCAUCCAAAAGAUGCAUCUGAAGAUAUGGGACCGAGCCAGUCCAGAAGUCCAGCACCUCUAUGGCGAGACGUUUCUGGCAUCCAAGAUGAAAAGAACUGAAAAAACGGAGAAAAAGUGCACAGAGGAUCUGUCCUUGGUGACGAACUGCAUGGAGCAUGCUCUGACUGCCUGCCACCCCCGCACGCGCUACUCCACAGGCUGGGACGCCAAACUUCUCUACCUCCCUAUGAACUACAUGUCCACAUUUUUGUUGGAUGUCAUGCACCACUGGGGCUCUACAAGGCCGGCCAAGGCCCUGUGA
Messenger RNA from Carlito syrichta (Philippine tarsier), 942 nucleotides. RefSeq names its product retinol dehydrogenase 16-like. Lineage: Eukaryota; Metazoa; Chordata; Mammalia; Primates; Tarsiidae. The transcript is spliced from 4 exons. The record is from RefSeq and is a predicted model, not a curated record.